GCUAAAAUAAACUGGGUGAGAUAAGCUCCAGAGGCAUCUCUGGAUGAGUUUUAUACAAAGCGUCCUUGCUCUGCCGCAGAGUGUCAGAGUGGAGCGAGGAAGCAUCCCAGCUCCAGUCCAGGAUCAACCACACAACACAACCAUCCAGAGGAACUCCCACCAACAGACAGACGGACAGGAGACACAGAAAAACAAGGACGAUGAUGAUGCAGUCCAGCCAAAAUGACUUGACUAAACAAAGGAUGAUGAAUGCUAAGGCUCUGUCUAAAGAGGCCAAAGGAGGGGGACUGAACCUGGGGAAGAAGAUCAGCAUUCCAAAGGACGUGAUGAUGGAGGAGCUGAAUCUUCCCUCCAAUCGAGGCUCGCGCAUGUUUCAGGAGAGACAGAAGCGAGUGGAGAGGUUCACCCUAGAGAACUCCGACAACAUGGCUUACAACACCAAUAAUGUCCAUCUCGAUGCCACUCAAAUCAUCUCAGAGCCUCAAGGAGGGAAAGAAAACCAGGCUUUCUCCAUCCCUGGUAAGCACAGCCUGGUCCUGAACCUACAGAAGACUGUAGCAAAGAAGGGCAGUCCUGACGUCAUUGCUCCAGGUUAUACUGGCCCCCUGAAGGAAAUCCCUCAUGAGAAGUUCAACACAACAGUGAUCCCCAAAUCCUACUCCUCCCCAUGGACGGAAGCUUUGGGAACCAAUGAAGAGCUCCUGAACGCCCUCAAUACCCAGCUGCCCCAGCUCCCACAAGGGCGCCAGCCCGCCAACUACAGGAGCUUCAACAGAUCUGCCAUGCCAUUUGGGGGUGCUAUGGCCAGCAAGAGGGUGACACCGCUCAUUGACUUCGAGGCAAUCGAAUCUCAGAACCUGCCUGGCGUCGCCCUGGACCGCAUGUGCAGAAGACCCAACUUCAACAGAGCACCCAGGGGAUGGGGAGUCUAUUACAACCCUGAGUCUAACGAACUAUGAAGGACUGAUAAGAGAAAGACUAUAAAGCGCUGAUCUAUGCUUGCACUUCUCCUACGGCAAAAAUGAUCCUCCUGUUAAAUAGUGGGCACUAUAGGUGGUGGUGGGGUGAGCACUGUGAGGACUGCUAUGCUGCUAUAGUAAUGUGUCGCUGCUGAGUGGAUUGACCAGCUGAGAAAAUAUCUGGAUUCUAGAAUCUGUUAAUUACCACAGUAGAGUCCAGGACAAUACUGCCACAGGCUUUUCAGUCUGACCUAUUUCUAUUCUUCACCAAAGACUCAUAUCUUCCCACAAAUGGCUUUACUUUUUUCUCCACCACCCACACAACACAAAACAUAAAUGAUGAAUUAUACACACUAUGAAAUGAUUCAUGACAAAAUUUGAGUCCUUUUAAUGAGUGAAAACACCAUACAAAGAAAGCCCAACAAUAACAAAGACAGAUAAAAAAAGUCAAUGUAACUGGAAAAUUAAAGUUUUUAAAAUGUUCCUAAUGUGAUGCUUUAAACAAGGAGACAAAUACA
Paralichthys olivaceus (Japanese flounder) is the source of this 1477-nucleotide messenger RNA. Its product is annotated as myozenin-2. Gene Ontology annotation, molecular function: telethonin binding; FATZ binding; actin binding. Gene Ontology annotation, cellular component: actin cytoskeleton; Z disc. NCBI's taxonomy places the organism in Eukaryota, Metazoa, Chordata, Actinopteri, Pleuronectiformes, Paralichthyidae. The record is from RefSeq and is a predicted model, not a curated record.